UUGGUGUGAGAAAAACUCCACCGACCAAUAAGAAAAGGAAAUCUCCAAAAGCAACGAAAGCAAGAGCCCAAUGGAAUUUGGGGCUUGAGAAAUCUCUGAUCGAUAUACUUCAUGAGCAUAAUAAUGACUAUUACAGAGCACAAAAUGGAUGGAGUGGGGACACUUGGAAUCGAAUGACGCAAAUAUUCCAGGAACAUAAUCCGCAGGUGAACUUCGUCAAAUCCCAGCUACAAGAUAAAGAAAAAGAACUCAAGAGAGAAUACAAGAUGCUCAAGGAAGCUCGGAUGCAAAGUGGUGCUGGUUGGGAUGAGAAGACCUGCAUGAUAGUUGCUGAGAAGGCUUUGUGGGAUAACCUAGAAAUCUCCUUUCCAAGAAUUGGGAAAUUCAAGAGAAAUGGCUUUCCUAUGUAUGAUUCUCUUGGAGAUCUAUAUGAUGGCCAAAUAGCUGAGGGGAAUCACAAUUUCACUUCAAGCUCUAAGGCAUCUCAACUUGAUGAAGAGUUAGAAGAUGAGAGAGUGCAAGAAGCUGGGUCUGAAUUCGAUGAGGACGUACAAAUUCUGGAUGAAGACCCUACCAAAAAGAAAGACGAGGGAACGGGAAGUUCAGCCGGCCGAGUGAAUGUUGGUGAAAUAAUGGAUAAGAAGGCAACUGGUGUACCAAAGAAAAUUCCUCCAAAGGAAUUAAAGAAGCCUAUCAAGAGCGAUGAAAUGGUGCAAGUAGUAGACAGUAUGUGA
Lolium rigidum is the source of this 734-nucleotide messenger RNA. RefSeq lists its product as uncharacterized. Bases 174 to 734 code for a protein of 186 amino acids. Lineage: Eukaryota; Viridiplantae; Streptophyta; Magnoliopsida; Poales; Poaceae. The record is from RefSeq and is a predicted model, not a curated record. The transcript is spliced from 5 exons.